AAUUUUCGUCGUUAGAAGUCGUUUGAAGUUACUCUGAUAUUCCUUCUUAAUUGGCUCGAUAACGUUAUGGGAAAAAGUUUUACUGUAUUAAUAUGGAAACUCAUCUCUUGCUGUGAAAAUGAUGUGGCUAGUUAAGGUCUUUUGGGAACAUUUUCGGUAGUAAUUUGGCUAGAAAUUUUAACUUGACCUGGCAACCCUGCUGGAGAGCGAAAGGGAGGGAGCAAAAAAGGAAACGUCGGAUGCUGAAGAGCGGGAGGUUGGGUCGACUCGACCGAUAAGUUUCACAUUUAGAACAAUCUCUUAGACAUUUGUUUUGCAGAUAGUUAAUUGUUAGAGUAAUAGAGAAGCUAUAUCGUAGUUCUUUAUUGACAGGAAACGAGGAGCUACUUUAUCACUGUUAGUUGCUAGCCAGCUAACGUUAGCUUGCUAGCAUCCAAGCGCGAGAGCAGAAUCUGCACCGACGCACUAUCAUCAUUGGAUGCAAAACAUCGGAGCCGUGCAGCAUCCGUGCGCGAGGAAAUAUUCUGGUUAUAUUGACAAGAACUACCCAUCAUCAGAAGCUUUCAGGAUGAGUGGCGAUGAGAUGAACCCAGCAGCAGUGGCCCAGGCAGUGGAGGAUAUACAGGGAGACGACCGCUGGAUGUCCCAGCACACGCGGUUUGUUCAGGAGUGUAAGGAUGCAGAGCCAGAGGUGCUGUUUAUUGGAGACUCCAUGGUGCAGCUAAUGCAGCAGUACGAGAUCUGGCGGGAGCUCUUCUCUCCUCUGCAUGCGCUCAACUUUGGCAUCGGGGGAGACACCACCUGUAAUGUGCUGUGGAGGCUGCAGAAUGGAGAACUGGACAACAUUGGGCCUAAGGUGACGGUGGUGUGGGUAGGAACCAACAAUCAUGAGCAUUCGGCAGAGCAAGUUGCAGGGGGAAUCCUUGCCAUUGCACAACUGCUCACCUCCCGUCUUCCUAAGACUAAGGUUGUGGUUCUGGGUCUGUUGGCACGGGGCGAGUGGCCCAACCCGCUGCGGGAGAAGAACGUGGCGGUGAACAGCUUCCUGCGUUCCUGGCUGCCACGGCUGGGCCAUACCCAGUUCCUGGAUGUGGGGGCGGGCUUCGUGCACUCUGACGAGACCAUCUCCACCAGGGACAUGUUUGACUUCCUGCACCUGACAGCGGCGGGCUACCGGGCCAUCUCCAAGCCCCUCAUUGACCUGCUGCUGCAGAUACUGGAGGGGACGCCUGAGGAGAAGAGGGCCUCGCUGGUCUGAGAGCCACGGCCCAGGGACCACACACCCACACAGCCAGGGGCAUGCCUCACUCAUUCACUCUGCUGGGGAGUAGCUGGAAUUUGCCUAAAACCACUAAUCCAGGAUCUGGUUCUAGAUCUGUCCUAGAUCUGAUCUGUUGCUAGAUAUAUCCUAGAUCUGAUUUGGUCCUAGGUCUGUUGUUAGGGGCAAGAUCUGUGGCAACUUCUACCUCUACAGGGAAUGGGGGGGGAGUAGUCAGGAGUGAGGCAUGCUCCUGUCUAUUGAGAUGGGGUCAGAUCAAGAUGUCACUUGCUGGGCCAAGCAGAGAGCUUGGGCACUCAUUUGAGUGGAACUGGAACUGCAGGAGAGGAGGGGGAGUGCAUGGGUUCAUGUGCAUGUGUGCAGGGAGACAUAGUUGACGGUGUGGAGAAGUGAAAGAGAGAGCGACAACAAUACUUCCAGAGACAUCGUACAUGCUGUAGCAGCAACAGAGGAUAGAGAGAGAUCCGACACCUGCACAAGCUGUAUAGAGAGGCUAAUGGCAAACAUGCAUAGACUCUGAGAGAAGAGAGAGACACACACACACACACAGACACUGUAUUAGACUUUAAAAUGUCAGCUUUGCCAAUUGUUAUGUAAAUUAGCUUCCUACUUGGGCACAGCUUAACAGCACAGUAAUAAACACUCCUAUAUAUUCCCAGAAAUCUGUUUGAGUUGGCUCCAUAUGCCCCAGUCUAAACCAAUAGCCCUUUAAAAGCUCUAAACCGCCAUAUGAGUACCAACUGUAAUCUUCUCUCCUCCCUCCCUCACUCUGUGCCUUGACACACAAAACGGUGAAGUCCAGCUAUCCUCCCAUACCUGCCUUCUGCCACACACACACACACACACACACACACACACAUUGGCUUUCUCUCCCUUUCUUACACAUAGGAAACUACUCUCCUACAGACUCCAAUACCUGCUUACUCUGUCUCUCGCCUACUCUUCAUUCUGUCCCUAUUUUGUCUCGUUGUGUGUAGUAUACAGAACUCCGAUCCAUCCCAGUCCACACUACCACCUGCCUCCUAACAUAUGACAUUGUCGCAGGACGUCUUAAACAGUUGCAUCAUGAUAAAGCUACUGACAUGGAAUUACAUAGAUUUAAUAGUCUACUACCACACUAAAACCCAACCACAGGUCACAAUCCUGUUUUGUCUCUUCCUGGUGCAGUUGAACUGAAGUGGUUUCUGAGGUCCUCUUGCUCUCAUGUUACUAGCUACUGUCUUUAAGGAAAUGUACCUUUUUUUUUUUACAACCAAAUCUCUGUUUUGAUGUCAAUGGCAAAUUUAUAGAAGGGUUCAAACACUUUUUGUUUUGUUUUGUGUGAUUUCACUUGUUUUUGAGAAACUUACCCCAGCCAUCAUUUCCUCGUCCUCGUUGUGCAGUACUGGGGCUCUGAACAAAUUAACUUUAUGCGCAACUUUAACUUGACUCAAGCCGUCAAGCCCCUAUCCAGCUGUUCCAUUUUCUAUGUAGCCUGCUGCUAGAAUGGGCGGAGAGAUAUCACUCGAGUUGUCUGUUUCAUGUGUACAACAUCUAAAGACCUGCAUCACUAUACUGAGAGCUUUUCUGUUUUUAAAGGAUGUAUUUGGGUGUUUCGGAGCCAACGUACUGCACAUCGAGGAUAACGAAAAUGAAUCGCUGGUUGGGGUAAGUUUCUCAAAAACAAGUGAAAUCUCCAAGUGUCUGGAAAUGCCAAAUACAUACAAAUUUAAAAAAUGAUUUGGUUGUAAAAAGCUAAAUUGUCCUUUAAGCUCUACACAUAUUCUUUGUGUGUGCGUGUGUGCGUGUGUGUGUGUGUGUGUGUGUGUGUGUGUGUGUGUGUGAACCUUCAACACUGGCUUGGGUGAGAAGUGUGUACAGUAUGUGUCACUUAUGGUUGGUUGUUCUGACUGUUUAGAAGUGACCCAUUUGUAUAUAAUACAUAUAUGUGAAGCUUGGAUAGAUGGCCUUGUAUUGCGGAUGUGGUAGUGUUUGUAAGAUAAUUAACGAUAGCGAGUAUCUGUAUUUGGGUCAAACUACGCUAUAUUCUCACAUGCUUAAGUGUUCCAAUAAAGGACGAUGAAUGUA
Messenger RNA from Oncorhynchus kisutch (coho salmon), 3346 nucleotides. Its product is annotated as platelet-activating factor acetylhydrolase IB subunit beta-like. NCBI's taxonomy places the organism in Eukaryota, Metazoa, Chordata, Actinopteri, Salmoniformes, Salmonidae. The transcript has 6 exons. The coding region runs from base 479 to 1258 and encodes 259 amino acids. Gene Ontology annotation, cellular component: cytoplasm. The record is from RefSeq and is a predicted model, not a curated record. Gene Ontology annotation, molecular function: platelet-activating factor acetyltransferase activity.